Messenger RNA from Acanthochromis polyacanthus (spiny chromis), 1308 nucleotides. Its product is annotated as protein FAM177A1. Lineage: Eukaryota; Metazoa; Chordata; Actinopteri; Pomacentridae. The record is from RefSeq and is a predicted model, not a curated record. The transcript is spliced from 5 exons. The coding region runs from base 505 to 1026 and encodes 173 amino acids.
GAAUUCAAAGGAAAACCUCUAGAAGUCUCUUGGGUUUCAGUUUCCACUCAGGUGUGAUUUAAGAUAAAUUAAAUGAUCAACAAGCGAACAGAAAACAUGCAGAUAAAUAUUUUACCUGAUUCUCUGGGUACUUAUAGAUGAAAUACAGGCUGACAGCUAGGAUCAUUGGGUUUAUUCAGCUUAAAGUGGCAGUAAACCUUCACAUUCUGCACCACCAUGCAGGUCCUGCCCCACAGCCACCAGAGUGAAAGAGAGUCCAGAGCAGCCACAGCUUCCUGCUGCUUCCUGUCAUCAGGUACGUCUGUAUUUGCUGUCUCAGGUUUCACAGCUGAUCCUGGAUCCUGUAGUUGUUUUUCUCCACAAAGCUGAGUCAGCGUGGACGGACCUCUAAUAACUGAAAGUAUCUGGAGUGCAACAGAAAGACUUUUAUCUCCUUAAAGGAUUGUACAGAAAGACUUUUAUCACCUCAAAGGAUUCUACAGAAAGACUUCUCUGACCUGCAGAAUGCAGCGCUGCCACCAGGAAACGCCAGGAGACUUCUGGGAAACAGAGUUUGGAGGUCCUUCCUGGUCCAGACAGAAGAAGGUCAUCCACUUCUCCAGCGGAGAAACUCUGGAGUUAGAAGAUAGUGAGGAGGAGGAGGAGGAAGACGAGCAGCCGUCCAACAAAACUCCCUUCAAAGAACCUGUAGAAAAGACUAAAUUCUCCUUCAGGAAUGUGGUCGUUCUAGUCGGCAGGAUCUCACUGCUGGCCUGUGACUUCCUGGGAGAGAGACUAGUUGGAGCUCUUGGACUAAAUGCAGCCAAAUACCAGUAUGCUGUAGAUCAGUUCCACCGAGACCAGAAGAAACAGCCGAGUCCAGGACCAGACGACGUCAGGAAUCGGGAACGUUUGGAGUCGAUCCGUCUCUCUCCUGGACUGGAGGGAAGUCGCUACGGAGCCGCUGGAGAUGGAAACCGUCCUGAUGAUCCUCAGAGAAUAAAAGGACGUGACAACAGAGGCUAUCAGGCAGAUUACUGGGAAUAACAGAAUUACACAGUUUCCCUCUGGAGAUUAACGAAGUAUGUUUAAGUGUCAGAAUAAGACAAAAGAAGGACAGCAGAAUGUGAAACAAUGUGUGAGCAUCGUGGCACUGAUACAGAAAUACUAGAAGAAGAAAAAAACAGAAGGGUUUAAUAAUGUGAGGAUUGGGUUAAGUUUAAAAAUUUAAUUCAUCAAAUUAAGCAAAAUCCCAGGACUGAAUGUUUAGAUGUACAUUUCUAGAGGGGACAAGAGAUAUGUCUGUUAAUAAAAACAUGAAAAUGCAAA